Molecule: messenger RNA, 1898 nt
Organism: Oryza sativa Japonica Group (Japanese rice)
Lineage: Eukaryota; Viridiplantae; Streptophyta; Magnoliopsida; Poales; Poaceae
Product: organic cation/carnitine transporter 7
Biological process (GO): transmembrane transport
Cellular component (GO): membrane
Molecular function (GO): transmembrane transporter activity
Source: RefSeq, a predicted model, not a curated record
UUCUUUCCUUCCUUAUUGGGGAAAAAUAAAAAAGAAAAAAAAAGAUAUGGUACAACAACCGAGAGCUCGCUAGUCGUCGUCCUCGAAACGCUCGCGGCGACUCCGGUGGCUGCCGCGCCGCCGCCUCCGGCCGCCGUACCAGCCUCACCUCGCUUCGAUGGAGGAUGGAGUGUCUACUUAUACUGUUGAUGAGGCUCUUAUUUCCAUGGGGUUUGGGAAAUUUCAAGCAUUUGUGCUUGCGUACUCCGGAAUGGCCAAGAUAUCUGAGGCAAUGGAAAUGAUGCUUUUGUCAUUUGUUGGACAGUCGGUUCAAGCUGAAUGGGAGCUUUCUGCGCAGGCAGAAUCUCUCAUCACAAGUGUUGUUUUUGUAGGUAUGCUUGUAGGAGCAUAUUCUUGGGGCAUAGUCUCAGACAACUAUGGGAGAAGGGUUGGGUUCAAUUUCACAGCCCUUGUAACUGGUGGGGCUGGUCUUCUUAGUGCAUUUGCACCAAAUUACCUUUCUUUGAUCGUGCUGAGGUUUAUGGUUGGUGUUGGACUGGGUGGUGGACCAGUUUUAUCUUCCUGGUUUUUGGAAUUCAUUCCUGCUCCUAACCGAGGAACUUGGAUGGUUAUUUUCUCAGCAUUUUGGACCAUUGGCACAAUAAUGGAAGCUUCACUAGCUUGGGCUGUAAUGCCAAGUUUGGGCUGGAGGUGGCUGCUAGCGUUCUCAUCGUUGCCAUCAUUUGCUCUACUACUGUUCUAUCCACUGACACUGGAAUCACCAAGAUACUUAUGCAUGAAGGGCAGAACUGCUGAUGCGGUGCAGGUUUUGGAAACAAUGGCACGAUUAAACCGUGUAGCUCUCCCUUCUGGCCAUCUUAUGUCUGGCCAUCGAAUGGAGCUCCAUGAGUUGACAGAUUCCUCAGAGACAUCACAGUUGCUUUCUGCUAAGAAAACCAACCCUGCUGCUCAUUCUAGCAAAACCGAGAUUGGGGGCCGCAAUGCGAUUUUAAAGCUUCUGUCCCCAAAUUUAAUUAGAUCUAGUCUUCUUCUUUGGACUGUCUUUCUUGGUCAUGCCUUCUUAUACUACGGUCUUGUUCUACUAACCUCGGAAUUGAGUCAUGGAAAUAAGAUUUGUGGAUCAGAGGGGAUAGUAACAAUGCAAACAAACCACUCAAACGAUGCUAAUCUGUACAGAAACGUGUUCAUCACUAGCUUUGGAGAGGUUCCUGGCCUUAUACUAUCUGCGGCAAUAGUGGACAAGAUUGGGCGCAAACUCUCAAUGUCCUCUAUGCUUUAUAUCAGUUGCCUGUGCAUAGCUCCCCUUAUGGUCCCUCAAACAGAGUCCCUGACAACUAUCUUCCUGUUCGGUGCACGCAUUUGCAUCUCCGCAAGCUUCAUUGUCUUGCACAUCUAUGCUCCUGAGAUAUACCCAACCGCAGUCAGGGCUACCGGAGUCGGGUUUGCGAGCUCAAUCGCUCGUUUCGGUGGGAUCUUGUGCCCUCUUGUGGCCGUUGGUUUGGUGCACGCGUGCCAUCAGACUGCAGCCAUCCUGAUAUUCAUCACGGUGAUGCUCGUCUCAGGUGUUGCAGUCUCAUACUUUCCCCUGGAAACAAGCGGCCGGAAAUUGAGUGACCACAUCGCGGCGUAAGAGCUAAGUUGCGAGCAGAAUCUGACAGUGUUGCAAGUGCUAGUUUCUUUAGCUAUACAAAAUUACAGGAUUGAGCUCCUAGAGGCCAUUCAGAUUUUUUUUUUCUUUCAGUUCGUUUAAAGAUCAUAUAUAUAGAAUAGAAAUGAAAGAUGGUGGAUUUCAGAUUUUAAAUGUCAUUACAUUGUUUUAACCAGACAUAUGUAAACUGCCAAAUCGAGAUGCUUGCUUUGCUCUCUUGAAAUGGGAUGAUCAAUAUGUUUUGAAGGAA